This is a messenger RNA of Ceratotherium simum simum (southern white rhinoceros), 931 nucleotides long. NCBI's taxonomy places the organism in Eukaryota, Metazoa, Chordata, Mammalia, Perissodactyla, Rhinocerotidae. The record is from RefSeq and is a predicted model, not a curated record.
CCGCCGCCCCGCUUCCCCAUGGGGGCCGCCAAGGACACCCAUGAGGACCACGAUACUUCCACCGAGAACGCAGAUGAGUCCAACCACGACCCCCAGUUUGAGCCUAUAGUUUCUCUUCCCGAGCAAGAAAUUAAAACCCUGGAAGAAGAUGAAGAGGAGCUUUUUAAAAUGCGGGCAAAGCUAUUCCGAUUUGCUUCAGAGAAUGAUCUUCCAGAAUGGAAGGAACGAGGCACCGGCGACGUCAAGCUUUUGAAGCAUAAGGAGAAAGGGAGCAUCCGCCUCCUCAUGAGGAGGGACAAGACGCUGAAGAUAUGCGCCAACCACUACAUCACGCCAGUGAUGGAGCUGAAACCGAAUGCCGGCAGCGACCGUGCCUGGGUCUGGAACACCCACGCUGACUUUGCUGAUGAGUUCCCCAAGCCGGAGCUGCUGGCCAUCCGCUUCCUGAAUGCGGAAAAUGCACAGAAAUUCAAAACAAAGUUUGAAGAAUGCAGGAAAGAGAUCGAAGAAAGAGAAAAGAAAGGAUUGGGCAAAAAUGAUAAUGCCGAGAAAGUGGCUGAAAAGCUAGAAGCUCUUUCGGUGAAGGAGGAGAGCAAGGGGUCCGAGGAGGAGAGCAGGGAGGAGGCUGCGGAGAAGCAAUAAGCCGUCCGUCCUCAUCGUCUUUCCCUUCCUUUCUUUCUCUUUCCUUUCUUGUUUUUUAAUUUUGCCCUGCUUUUGUUUGUUUUUUUUUAUUCUGUUUUGUUUUUACAAGGGACUUUAUAUAAAGAACUGAAUUCCAGCAUUCAGGUUGUUUUUUUCUAAGUUUUUGCCCUAUUGAAGUUGACUUCAGAAAAUCCAUUCCCGGUCAUGAAGAUGUACUGUGCUUUCUUUUCCAUAGUGGAAACACUUAUUUAUAGUCAUCGAGAUAGUGAAUAAACACCUUUGAAACCUG